AUGGCCGGUGCAGCUGCCUACCAUUUCCUGAUGUCUGGUCUGCCUGUCAGCCAGCCGCCUAGUGUUGAGCCUGCCAAGAGUCCGCAUGAUGAUGAUUUCGGGGAGUUGCAGCAAUCUGCUCGCAUGGAAGUGCAGUGGAACCCUACGCCUGCUGACCUCAUGAAUGCCGCAGAUGAGCCGGUUGAGAAGAUGACUCCUCCUGCCACAAGUUUGUGGAUUAUGUUGUCUCAGGCCAGACCUCUCAAGCCCAGUGCCAGGUCAGCGCCGUUGGAUUCUUCCGGGGAAGAUUACCCAGAGGUGCCGCCAUUGUUGGCAUUGGAGAAUCGCAAGACGCUGUCGUUGGAGGACAAGCCAAGAGAUGCUCCGAAGAUGCUGGCAUUGCAGGACAAUACCCCAAUUUCAAUGGCUUUGGAAGAUGGAAUCCCAGGUGCACCAGAAGAUGCACUCCCAGGUGCACCAGCAGCUGAGCUCUCCAAAGAUGCCAGCCUAGCCUCAUUGGACAAGACUUCGAAGCGUAAGACUGCAGAGCCAGCCAUUCGGCAGCCUGUCAAGAAGCCGAAGCUGACUUUCGCAUCCCGCUACUGUCCCGGGCCUGAGCUCGGAGCUGCAAAGUGGCGCGCAGCAAGAGAUGGAUUCGAGACCAUCCGCGAAAGGCUGAAGAGCCCCAGCAAAGCUGAGGACAAAUUCUUCAAGUUUUGCAACUCCAAGUGGGCAGGAGAGAACGACCUUGAUGUUAUCAAGAAGUCAGCUGAAGAGCUGGCCACUCAGUUUUUGCAGCAGCUGCCGGGAAAGUGA
Effrenium voratum is the source of this 795-nucleotide messenger RNA. The record is from the annotation of a GenBank genome assembly. Lineage: Eukaryota; Dinophyceae; Suessiales; Symbiodiniaceae.